UUCUUAUAUGCCUCCUUAAAUGCCCCGUUACACACUGGCUGCAGUGGCUUGAAGAUCGUGUAGACAUGCAAGACCAGAGCCACUAUCCACAUGCAAAGUGUAAGGCGAACAUUACCAGCAGCAAUUUGCUCAAAGAGUCCGUGCGUCAGGUUCCAUGCUGCGAGAAGCUGGAUCUCAGUCUCCUGAGCCUUUGUUUGAUGAUCCAGCGCCAGAGACGGGCGAUUACACUCGAAUCUUGGAGCGCUCGCAGGUGAACGGACGGCAUGGGGAAUUGUGGCUCGGAGACCUUGCGGGUUACGCAUGCCUCUAUCAGCGAGCGCGACCUCACCUCGGACUCGUUGCAACCAUCAUUUCUCGGCCGACUUUGGCAAGGAACGGCGCCCGCGCUCUCUUUGAAAAUCCAGAGUACCCUGCGGGUAUUCAAGAGUUCGUUGAGGUGGAUGACAAGGUUUUGAGUAAAACUGAUAUGAUGCAGGCAUUGUGGGGAAAGGAGCAUGGCAUAUUGGAACGCAUUCAUGAUGCAUUGGAGGGCGGCCAGGACGUGUUCGUUCAUUGUGAGCAGGGGGCAUCUCGGAGCGCAACCGUUGUGAUGGCUUACAUCAUGAAGUACCGGCAAGACAUUGGUAAAUAUAUUUGAGGAGGAUGGUGCGAGCUGGAGCCACACAGAAGCAAUCACAUGUGAAGCAGGCGCUGGCAGCACAAGGCUCAAACAAGCGUUGGCUGGGAUGGCAGACAAGGAUUUUGCAAAAGCCUUGUUCUACGUUCACAGCAAGCGCCCGCAAAUCGCACCGAACACGGCGUUUCUGGAACUUUUGAUGGAAAGGGAUUCGCUCACACCAGACCCCGAACAGAUGGAGCGCAUACAGAAUUGCUUGGGUAAGCAGAGCUUUUCGGGAGAUGCAGAAACGCAGGCGAUGUUUGACGUUGCUAAGAUUCUUCGCCUGAGGCAGUCUUGGUGACGAGGGGCGAUUCUUUUCGUGGCGGGUGUAUCAUGCUAUGAACGGUCAAUGUCGCUGGGAUGUAGCUUUCCGAGUGGUAUACUAUUGUCAAAGGCCUUCUCGUUAUUUGCAUGAUGUUUCCAUCGUGCCGAUGCCUCAAUUCACCCGUGAAUGAACUCAUCUGCUUGCUAAGUUCAGGGGUAUCUUGCGCUGUGUCUGGGCUGCGUUGUUCAGCUGAUGUAUCGCUCAUUACAUCUACAUAAUUCUGACGGCAGAAGCUUGCCCGCACAACGUCAUUGCCCGUGAUCCUUGGCCACGCCUACGUGAUGGAGUUGGCAGAUCGCAGUUGGGCUUGUGCAAUGGUUAUUUGGAGGCACGAGGGUGACGGCGACAUGAUAAGGUUUCCCCCAGUAGCCGUAUUGGUCGAUGUGUGGUUCGCAAUGUUGGGUUAUUGGGGUGUUUGUGGAUCCACAGCAAGUAAGCGAAUGUGGCACGCUUGGGUCAUCAAGCGAUGGGCGCACGAAUCCAGUCCAGAAGAUAUGUAUAGACGUUGCUCUCGAGUUUGUUGCACACUGCGUCGACUAAGCGACGAUGGCCCUGUCUGAGCUGUUGGGCACCUCGGCCGACCGUUUCAGGUUGGUCUGGAGCAUAUUAUUUGCGGACAAGUCAAUGUGGCGAUGGUGAACAGAUCGAUCUUGCGGCUUCUGUGGUGUCUUGUGUGCAGUACCGUGUCCUUGACUAAGCAAAACUUGUUUGUAUUUUCAUGGAGCCACGCCCAUAGUGAGAAACCUGAGGCAGCAGUGAAGAUCGAACACAUGCAUUGUAAUACGAAGACAGAUUGUGGCCGGGUCUUCGCAGCAAAAAAUAACAAUCGCGCAUGUCCAUGACCAUCUCAACGCGGCUGGAACGCAGGGGUAGCGAUCCCGACCAUUGUCAUUGCCGUGGGGUACAGUCAGUUAGCUAGUAGCUUGCGGGCGGACCAACUCGUGUAGAAGGCUAAUGAUUUCCACCGCUGUCCGCGCGUCUGCCUCAACUUGGGGAGGUCUCGGGGCCGAGUGUAAGUUCAGCGCCGCCGAAGGCUUCGAUGCAUUCGUGCACCUACCGCUUGAUAUCGUCUCCCACUUUUGUAGUCCAGUCACUUCGUAUUGGCCGAAUGCUGGGACGGUCAAUCCCUGCUCAAAUCAUUGGCCCCUACUGUGAGUAGGUUUUUUUUGCUGGUCAAAUGUUUGACUAGGUGGAUUUCGUCUGCGUUGGUUGAAGCUGUGGCUCCAACGCCCGCGCUAGGUACCA
This is a messenger RNA of Prorocentrum cordatum, 2228 nucleotides long. NCBI's taxonomy places the organism in Eukaryota, Dinophyceae, Prorocentrales, Prorocentraceae. The record is from the annotation of a GenBank genome assembly.